Ambispora leptoticha is the source of this 909-nucleotide messenger RNA. The record is from the annotation of a GenBank genome assembly. NCBI's taxonomy places the organism in Eukaryota, Fungi, Glomeromycota, Glomeromycetes, Archaeosporales, Ambisporaceae.
AUGGCUUUUUCCGUAUUUACCGCGCAUGCGUUCGGCGAAUAUUAUUUAUCGAUUGGUAUAUGCAUUGGACUCGGUGUCGCGUAUUCAAUUAAAGCGUUGAUUGGGUAUGCAGGUCUUGUAGGUGCGAUCACGGAUUAUGAUUUACUAAAAGAGCUGUGUACCGAUGAACUUACCGAACAGAAGGAAAAUGGAACUGAUAUAGAUCCAACUAAGUCUUGGACACAGACUUGGCAGAAACGUAGUUUGCUUGUUAGAGAGCCUCAACCUUUUAUCAUUGAUAAGAGAGAUGUCUUGUUAUUUGCCCGCGAUUUCGGAAAUUCUACUAUCACUCAUGCUAGUCCUUCUUCAACACAAAUGAAUUACACUGCUAGUAAUAAUGGCAACAGCACAUUAACAAAGGAUGAUCUAGAAGAUGUUGAUAACGUAUGUACAAAGUUUAUCCGAUGGUUUACUUAUCCAUUGACAACUCUUUCUCAAAUCGUUGGAAUUUUAUUUACGGUUUAUUUUGCGAUUAUAGUAUCACGUUACGUUAAACGGCUUAAACAAGAAGCCAACUUUUACGAAAUUAAAAAAAGUAUAGAGGCUGAUACGCAUGCCGGUCGUGGUAGAUCCCCAUUAAGUCGACUUUCGGGUGAUAGCGAUGGAAGCGCCGAAUUGGAUAACGAAAAAAAUUCUUCUUCUUCCUCCUCAUAUGGUCGUCGUGGGCCUGGUUCAAGCUUUCAGGGAUCCUCGAGCGUGUUUAACGAAGACGACCUUCUCGAGACGGAUAACCCCAUAACAAAUUUUCUUCGCGAAGAAUUACUUACGCCAGAGAAACGAAAUGGAAAUUUCCAAAUUGUUGGCGUGACUGCGGCAUUUGGCUUGGUCAUUGCGUUUCUGCGAAAUUUUGGUGAUUUGUUGGCUGUUUGA